Oryzias latipes (Japanese medaka) is the source of this 1711-nucleotide messenger RNA. RefSeq lists its product as uncharacterized. NCBI's taxonomy places the organism in Eukaryota, Metazoa, Chordata, Actinopteri, Beloniformes, Adrianichthyidae. The record is from RefSeq and is a predicted model, not a curated record.
GCUCCGCCGUUGCUGAGAAGCAGAAGAAGCCUAUGCGAAAGUGACGCGCUCAGCAGCGUUAGUUUGUGAAGAGGACGGCGGACAAAAAAACCAAAAAAAAGAAGAGGACGGCAGACUUUGGAGUGUUUAGCUCAGCAGCGAGGAGCAAUGGCGUCCCUGCAGUCUCUGAGAGAGCUCAUCAGCAGCAGACUGUCCUCUGCCGCGCAGGACAUAUCGGACCGUUUUGAAGAAAACGUCGUCCAUUACGAGGAGGACCAGCGCAGACUGCAGGAGCUGACGCGGAAACCUCAGUCCCGCCAGUUCUCUGUUGUCCUCCCUCAACAUGAUCCGGGUACCCAGGAGAGGAGCUCCAGGGUGAAGCAGGAGAAUCCAGAACCUCCUCAGAUUAAAGAGGAGCUCUGCAGCCUCCAGGAUGAAGAGCAGGAGACUGGUGCCUUCAUGGAGCCUGUUGUUUAUGAGGAAAACAGAGCAGCAGGUCUAAAGAGUCAGCAGAUCCUGACUCAUGGAACUGAUGAUGACAACGAAGAAGGAGGCCAGCAUGAAGAAUCAGCAUCAGCUUAAGAUGGAGAGGUGGCCCUAGGAAGAGAGGCUCGCACAUGACAGGAAGUGAUUGUGUGUCAAAGGAAGCACAGAGAGCCACAAAAGAUUUUCCUGUAAAGAGUCUGGUAAAGAUUCCCAGUGGUUCCUAAUCUGAACGUGCACAUGAAGACUCAUGCUGGACAGCUGCAUUCCUGAAGAUCUGAGAAAAGCCUCAGUCAUGCCCAAACCCUGAAACUGCACAGCGAGAGGCAGCCGCUCAACCAGAAGACCAAGACCUCACCUAAUGGAUUGAAGCCGAACGACUGCUGGUCAGAUGUGGAAAGCACAGCUGAAAGUGUGAGUUGGGGGCACGUACUCUACAUGUGCUUCUUCUAAAAAUCUAAAGAAAGAAAACCGACUAAAAUGAGCAAAGCUGGUAGAAUUGAAUAUGAGUAACACGAUUGUCUGUUCAUCAGUCCAUAACAAUUCACUAGGAGAACUAGAGAAUAAAAACACACAGUUUUUCACGUGGAGAAACAAUCCCCUUUAGGGUCACAGGGUUGCUGGAGCCUAUCCCAGCUACAGGGCCACAUGAUGUGCUCACUCUGCCCCACAAGGGGGCAGUAGUGUAUGAAACCUGUUAGCAGCAUUGGCUUGUUAUGGAGGGUCUUUGAGCUGUUCUUCCAAGCGUCACAGACGUGAAGGUUGAUGUCUGUCAUUUGGUGGCUUUUGUUCUAUGUUUCUGACGCGAUGCCCCGCCCGAUUUCUCCUCAGUGAAAAUAGUUUUUUUAACACCAAAGUUUCAAAGUUUUACACUCAAAGCAGACAGUGUUUCACUUGGAAUGAUUGGCCCUCAACUCCCUCUGUAGUGAUCAGGUUGUGUGAGUUUGAGCAGCUGCAACAGUGAUGACUGUUGAAUGGAAUUUGAUUUCAGAUCAUUUUAUUUUCAAAUAUAUUCACGUAAACACAAAAGAACUGAAGAAUAGAAAAUGACUAUAAAGUCCAACAAAAAUCACGUCGGUACCAAAACUACUUCCCAGUUCAUGAUUGUCCUGUUGUGCUACUUUUACUACUACAGUUUUUGUCCUGAAUGUACUUUUAUGUGUUUGUGUAUGCACAAGUAGCCUAAAUCCCUUCUGAUUGAUUUGUAAAACCUUUUCUUUAUUUUUCAAAUAAAAGGACUUCCACACUA